Molecule: messenger RNA, 9141 nt
Organism: Contarinia nasturtii (swede midge)
Lineage: Eukaryota; Metazoa; Arthropoda; Insecta; Diptera; Cecidomyiidae
Gene: Asator
Product: tau-tubulin kinase homolog Asator
Exons: 23
Coding region: 986-5068 (1360 amino acids)
Biological process (GO): peptidyl-serine phosphorylation; signal transduction
Cellular component (GO): nucleus; cytoplasm
Molecular function (GO): protein serine/threonine kinase activity; ATP binding
Source: RefSeq, a predicted model, not a curated record
AGUGAGAGACAGAACGAACAAACUUUUCAUCUGUUUUACGCAAUGUGAGUACGCGAUAAAUCGAUUUCGGAAUCGUGAGAAUGAAUGAGAGUUUAACGCUUGUGUUAUCUUCGCCGUUUCAUACAACGAAGAAAAACAAUAAAAAAAAUAAAAAAUAAAAAAAUAAAACGGUGCGAACGAGAAGUAUCUUGGCGCGUUUGCCGUAAGGCACAAAUAUUAAUUGUGUAUGUUGGUGUGUUUGUGUGAAUACACGAAAUUUCGAAUUGUGUUAAUUAGUCAGCAAAUCUUAAUCAGCCGAACAACGAACAACAGGAUUUUUUUGCACCGUCUAUCUAAACGAAGAACCUUUAAUGAAAACAAACUAAUCGAAAAACCAACAGAGAAACGAUUUUGAGUGAAAAUAAACGGUUACCGUAAUAUUGAUAGUGCACGAUCAGCUGAUUCCAACAUCAGUUCAAUAGAACAAGCAAUUAGUUAUUUUUAUAAGUCGAGCGAGUUUCAAUCGAACGAAAAAAAAAAAAAAAUGUGAGUGCAAGAGCAUGCGAAUCGAGUGUCAGUUAAAUGUGUGUUUGAUGUUUAUUCCGGAAUCAAGUUCGGCUACUGGCAUCAUUAAAUGAAUGUGUAUAUAAAUCGUUUUUUACCGCAGUGUAUUUGAAAGCUAAAUUGAUAAAUAUUUUUUUUCCGGUGCUGAAACGAAGAAAAAAGAAAAAGAAAGUGAAUAAAAAGAGUGCAUUUAUCAACGCAAAUUACGAUGAAAACAAACGUAAAAAAUUUGAACAAUCAACGGCCGAAAUAAAUAACGACGAACUUUGUGUUGAAAGAGGUGGACACGAAAAGAAAGAAGAAUAAACGAAAUUUUUUUUUCAAAACAACAAUUUUGAGAUAUAAAACGAUAGGAAAAAGUCAGCAAGACUGAAACGAAGAUUGAAGAAGCGUUACAAAUCCCAAAUUUAACACGAAGUUAACGUAGAUUGUUUGUGUGACCAUGGCUACAAAAUUGGUGAACGGAAAUUGGAACGAAGUAAAUGACAAAAAUCCAGACAGUGGGCCUCGAAGGUCGUUACAAAGAUCGGCGACUCUUCCGGCAAAUCCACGUAACAAUCCAAUUUUAAGACAUCAUCAACGUUACCAUCAAGACGAACCAAAACCACAAAUUCCAAUAAUUGUUCAGCAGCCAACACAUUUUCCGCCGCAAUUACACCAAAAAAUACGCAUACGAGUACGUUCAACAUCCACCGAUAAAGCCGGCGAAAUUAAUAACAAUCAAAAUCAUAAUCAUUCAAAAAUGUCGACUGAAGAUCUAUUACAACCGGGCACAGUUGUCAAAGAACGAUGGAAGGUGGUACGAAAAAUUGGCGGCGGUGGUUUCGGUGAAAUUUAUGAGGGUCAAGAUUUGAUCACACGCGAACAAGUCGCAUUAAAAGUUGAAUCAGCUCGUCAGCCAAAACAAGUUUUAAAAAUGGAAGUGGCCGUUUUAAAGAAAUUACAAGGAAAACAGCAUGUAUGCCGAUUUAUAGGCUGUGGAAGAAAUGAACGAUUUAAUUAUGUGGUAAUGCAAUUGCAAGGGAAAAACUUAGCAGAAUUACGACGGGCACAGCAACGCGGAGCAUUUUCGUUGAGUACCACACUACGAUUAGGUUUACAAAUUUUGAAAGCAAUCGAAUCUAUACAUUCGGUGGGAUUUUUGCACAGAGACAUCAAACCAAGCAAUUUUUCGAUUGGUCGCCUUCCAUACAACUGUAGACUUGUAUAUAUGUUAGACUUUGGCUUGGCACGUCAAUAUACAACUGGAACGGGUGAGGUGCGUUGUCCCCGGGCAGCAGCUGGUUUUCGUGGUACCGUCAGAUAUGCAUCAAUCAAUGCACAUCGUAAUCGUGAAAUGGGCCGGCAUGAUGAUCUCUGGUCAUUGUUUUAUAUGCUAGUCGAAUUUGUAAAUGGCCAACUACCAUGGCGCAAAAUAAAAGAUAAGGAACAGGUUGGUUUGAUGAAGGAAAAAUACGACCAUAAACUAUUGCUGAAACAUUUACCAUCUGAUUUAACAAAAUUUCUGGAGCAUAUACAAACGCUUGGCUAUGCAGAUAAGCCUGACUAUGCGAUGCUUUCAACGUUGUUUGAGCGAUGCAUGAAACGACGCGGUGUCAAAGAGACGGAUCCAUACGAUUGGGAGAAGCUGGACAGUGGCAUACAUUCAGUUAACCAAAGCUUAAGCAGCCAAACUAAUAUGCCAAGCAAUAUACAAAGCCAUAUUCAAGUGAAAACGGAUCAAAUACACGGCGGAGCGUGUAUAAAUAGUACGGGUGUUAUUGGUGUCACUGCCAGUGGCAAUGCAACAACAAUUGGCGCAACAAACGCCAUCGCUAUAGAAUAUAUGCAGGUGGACAAAAAUUGCAAUGCUACGGUCACUGCUCCAAAUAAUCAGAUAACAACAACACGUGCCGGAAAUGUGAUCCCGUCAAAUGAAGAAACACCGUCACAGCAACAACAAUUAGCGCUCAAACCGAAGCAACAACAACCAGCUACGGAAAAUGAACAAAAUGCGACAGCUAUUGGUGCUACAUCACAAUCACCGAUUGGUUCAGCAAAUCCGCAACAAUCACAAAACUCACUAAAUAAUUCACAACAACACCAAAUGCAACAACGUGAAAAUCGACCGUGUCAGCAGCAGGUGCAAAAAAUAGCCAGUGAAUCAAUGAUUCCGACUUAUCGAUCUGGCACUGAUUCAAUGCACAAAUCCAACCAAAGUGGCCCAAAUUCGAAGCAACAGCAACAGCAGCAGAAUAACAGCAGCAGCUUUUCAGCAAACGUACCAAAAGUGGACGGCAAAAAUGCGGUAAAUAAUGAAUCUAAUCAAAAUCAAUGUAAUAGUCCAGUAAAGCGUCGUUCCAUCUCCCAAAUUGACGAGAAAACCACCUAUGGCAGACUUCGUGUAUUAACCGCACCACCUACAAUAACAACAGCUAUAGCUGCUGCAGCUACAACCGGUUCCGAAACAACAUCACCGCGUGAUGUUGAAGCAUUACCAUUUUUAUUCUCAGCGGAUGGUCAUUGUAGCCGACGGAAUAUCGGAAGUGCUGGCAGUGGAACCGGCGGAUCAUCGAGCGCCAAUAGAAGAUCAAAUUUGCGUACAUCAUCUGGGUGCGGGUCUAGUCAACGCUUGAGCGGUGGCAAUCGCGAUCAUUCGGUCACUCAAUUUGCUGUAAUUGACGAUGAAAACGUUUCAGCAUUGCAACAAGUUACCAGAGGCGGUGGUGCCCUUACUUUAGCAUCACAAUGGAAGAGUCAAUUCGACGAUUCCGAAGAAACUACAGACAACGAAUGGAAACAAGAACCUCAGAGUCCUGAUCAUCGUGAUAAAAGCCAUAUUACUUCGCAAGCACAACCAGUGGUGCAAAAUAGUAAGAUCACCAAAAGACGAGAUGUCAAACGAAAAAGAUCUCAUUUGAAUAUAGCUGGAAUAGAGAAUUACUCAAAUUUACAAGAUGUUUUGCCGUUGUGCUGGUCAAAUCCUUCCUUGGGAAAUGCCAUACGCCACAAUUUGGAACCGCCAUUAGUGCAGCAGGCUGCAUUUGAUGAUACCAUUUUCCGUAUGGAUAUUAUAAGAAAUGUCGGUAUACGUGAGCCGGUAGCGCAUGGAUCUAGUAAAAUAACUGACACCGACAUAAAUUCAUUGGCAAUGAAAUUGGCCGAUUCAAAAUUGAAUCGAAGUAGUCUACCAAAUAUCCAAUUUAAAGAGCCCAAUUCGCAGCGGAUAGCAAACGAAAAUGGUACAUCGUCAACGGCAAAAACUGCCAUCUCAGUGGCGACGAAAUUGAAUGCACAACCAGAUUCACAAGAAAAAGUCAAUGAUGCCAGUGGUGAUGGGGGAGGCGGUGGCGUUGAUGAUGACGAAGAGUGUGCAAUUAGUGGUCGUUUGGAAAUUCGUGUUAUUCAACAAAAUCAAGAGUCAAAGCAUAGUCCGAAUCGUGAAGAAUCGAUUUAUUUUGAUGCGGAAAUUAAUGGGCAAAAUGCUGACGAUACAGCAGCAAAGGUUUCAAGGAAAUUAGUUAAUAAAAUUUAUACGACAGCACAUGCGGGUGAUCGUAAUACCGACAACACUGCCGAUGCCAAUUGUGAACUGGCCACAGAUGAGACGGCAUUUUAUUCGGUUGCUACAACGGGACGUUUGUAUGAAUCGCGUGAUGAUGCACAAAAAUCAUCGGACGUAACACGAUUACAGUUGGAUAAUAGUGAUGCGGACAUUCGAUUGGCGACCGCCAACAAUGUUACGGGUUUAAUUGCAAGUACCAUCAUCGGUUUUACUGAUAUUUCAUCCACGAACGAUGACAAUGCGGCCGACAGUUUUGUUACCGCCGGCAAUACAUUGGCUAAAUUCUCAAAUGUGAUAGAACCAACAACCAACACAAUGGUAACGACAACCGUCAAACCAUUAACUAAUCAAUCGGACAGUGGAGCUCCAACAUCAGUUAAUCAAAUCAAUGAUAAGAAAGACACCAAUAGCACACUUAACAAUAGCAGCCAUAGUAAGAUUCCCGUAUUAAAUCCCACUGCACGAUCAAUGAAAUGCGCUUCAUGGGCAGGCAAUGACCUUCCAAUUACCCAGGAUAUGAAUGACUUGACACCAGGAUUGAGGCGACGUCGUCAAAACAUGGAAAAAUAUGUAACCGAUCCGUCACAAUUAAAUCUUCGCUUUUACCGGUCGAAAACUCGAGGCAUUAUGCGAAGCAGAGGUGUUCCAUCGCAUUUACUUGGAUCGGGUCAUUUUGAAGAUAAUUCAUCCGAUAAUAGUACGGAUGGAAAAGGUACGGAUUCAAAGCAGCAAAUUGAAAAUGGGGAUGAAUCAAUCGAUUAUGUCAGUGAUGCUGGCAAUAAUAAUGCAUUUGAGGUUGGCAUCGAUGCAAUCGACGGCAAUGAAGAUAACAAUGACGAUGGUGACGACGACGAUGAUGAUAAUGAUGCUAAUGUAAUUUCAAAACCUGGUGAACGUAAGCAGGAAAUUUUACCACCACCCGGUGAACCACGACCAGAAAAUACGGCUAGAAUACGACGUUAUCGUUUGAAUCUUGAGUAAAAGAUAUGUGUUGGCAUCGAUUUUUCGUCGACAAAAAAAAAACAGAGAAAUAAUUGCAUCGAGGAAAACCGCUUGUGAUAGACAAACAAACAAACAAAAAUGAACUAUUUAUAUUGAAAUCUCGAUUUGCUUUUUCUGCCAAAAAAAUCAUACGAGAUUACAGCUACUAAUGAAUGAAUGGCAAGAGAAAACCAACGGAUCGAUAAAUAAUAGGAAAAUAAAUUUCAAACUAAAUAAACAAAAAAAAAAUAGUCACAAAGAAUAUAAAACAUAACUGAACGAUAAGAACAAAAUCAUGAACCAUUCAAAACAAGCAAAACAAUAUACACUUAAGGGUUUUCAUGGCGUCCAACGCUGAACAUAACUAAUAAGAUAACAACAACAAAAAAUUCGAGUGAAACACUCAACAACUAAAACUAAAAAGAACACAACCAUUAUACCGUUUCAUUAUAGAUAAACAAACCAACAAGAAGAAAACACGCAAACGAAUGCCGAUAAGAAUUAAUCUGCCACCCUUUACUUUAAACAAUUUUUAGCGAUUCUUCGAUGUAUAACUUCAUUAAACAGCAACAACAACAACAAAAAAUCACAGCAAAACCUAACUCUUUAUCCUUAAGCAGAGAGAUUGCAUAUAUGUAUUAACCACGUUCUAGAAUGGACAAUUCACCAAAUGGUGUUGAGAAAAUUGUAAACAUUUGAUCCUUGAUGACUCAAUGCGUGUGCGUUGUUUUUUCUUCUUCUUCUUUCAAACAAAGCAUAGUAAUUUUUUAAUUUAGUUUUCAAAACAAUUGAACUAUAAAGACGUAUUCAAUCUGGAUUUUGUGUUCGUUAUGCAUUUUCGAAUUCAUUUGACAGUGAGAAAUUAAAAUAAAUGAUAAUUUAUACAUCUAGAUCAACAUACACACAGACAAAAUCUAUAUUUAAUAUAGCAAACAGAACCAAAUCGAACUGUGACAGAAAAAUUAGAGACAGUGAGACAGACAUUAGGCAAUUAGUGCCACCGAAUUUCUAGUUAAGAUUGAAAUUCAUUUACUAUAGUUCAGUAUCUCAUGAUUAGAGUCAACUUUCAAGGAUAUAAUAUACAUGGUUCGACACUAUAAACAGAGCGCAAGCUUACAAUCUUUUCCACACAAUUUAUGAAAAUUGUGUGUGCGCUCAUUCUCUGCACUCUAUUCGUCUUCAUGUUCUAUUAAUUAAACAAACAAACAAAAAAUUACAACAAUUUCUCGCUUUGUAUAAAUGUUAAGCAAUUGAAAGUAAACAAAAGUAAUAUCGUAACGUGCUUUUUGAUUAUGGAAAGUAAUUUAUUUUUAAAUUGGGGGCAACACACAAAAUCGAUUAGUGUUAUUUGCCGAUGAACAGAUGAUAAUAUUUGAAUGAAAUAGCAGAAAAGCGCAACAUGUGAUUGUUCUUCAUACGUUUCUUUUUUUUUAAUAUACAACAUGCGUAUUUUUCUUCACAAUAUAGUAUUUCGCGUUGUUCAAUGUCAAAGACAAUUAAAAACCUUUGGCAAUCAAAAAGAAAUUCCCCAAUUUACAUGAAUUCAAAAAAAAGUAAGAAAAAUCAGAAGUUUUCUUCUUCCUUCUCUGUAUUUUACGCAAUGAACUAAAACUCUACCUUAUUUCAUUUUUUACGAAGAAUCAAAUGCAAUUCACUUAAUUCGUGUUGUAAGUGGCUAAAAUGACAGAAAAAAAAUAGAUAAAACAUUUUACAUGUGCAAUUAUCACUCGUCUUACAGAAUGAGUCAAAAAUUAUCCUCACUAAAUCGCACAUACCCCUGUCUCUCUUUAAAAAAAAACUAACAAAAUUAAAGAAGAAAAACACACAAAUACCCCCACGACAUAUCUAUCUGUAAAUAUGGUCGUAUGAAUCGUUUUCAUCGAACAAAACAGAGACAAUUAAAAAUUUUAAUUUAAAAUACAUACAAAAAGAAAUGAAAAUUACAUUUAAAAUGAUAUUUAAAAACAAAAAACAGUUUUAGCAUGUGCAAACAAACACAAACACGAACAGAAAGAAUCUACCUAAGCCAGUAUCGCAUUACCAAAAAAUAAACAAAAACACAUAACGACACUAGCUUUAAAUAAAUACAGAAAUGUUAACCAUUUUCUCCAAUUUUGUUUUCCGAUGCGUUGUAAACGAAAAUGCUUGCUCGAAUCGAUGUGGAAAACUCUUUAAAUGUGACAAACGAAAUACUAAGUGUGCAUCUAUCGAGUUUUUGCAUUAAGAUCGUGAUUUUUUUUAUAAUUUCUUCCAUUUUAAUUUGAACAAUUUUUAUUUAUACACUUUUUAGCGUCUUUUUCGCUCUCUCUCUCUUUCUCUCUCUCGAUAAAAUAAAAUAAUUUCGCUCUAGUCAAGUUAAUGUAUCAAUUUUUGUAUAUGCGAAAACCGAGCAGAGUUAUGUAGAAAAAAGGAUUAAAAACGCAUCUAUUUUUUUUUUCAUUUUGUUCUUGUAAAGACACAAAACAAAAACUUUUGUUGAAAGAAAAUUAUUUAUUUAUUUAUUUUGAAAAUGAAAAAAAAAACACAUCAGGCUUGAUAUAAUAUAUUGGUAUUUUUUCUUUAUUUUUAGUUAGAUUAAAAUCCCAAUCGACGAAAGCAUAUAAUGAUUGAGUCUUUGAUAGCAUAUGGAUUAAGGUACAGGAACCAAAGAUAUAGAAUAUUUAAACGAAAAUGUAAUUUGACAUGAUAAUUAUUCGCGUCUCUUUCAGAGAGAUAGAAAGAAAAAAUAGAACGUGUUUAAUUAAUAACACAGUUGAAGGCUAGCAUUUGUAUUUGCAUGAUAAUUAUUUUUUUUAAUUGCACUUUAAGUACCUGAAUUCCGUCGAUUUAAAUAUAUGCAUUUUUGCUCUUUAAUGUCCUUUCGUUUUUUUAAUGUUACUUCGCUCUUAAUUUUUAUUUCAUUUAUUUUUCAAUCAAAUUAGUUCAAUCAAAGAAAAAACAAGCAGAAAAAUAGAUGGCAUAGUUUUUAUUAUGAAAUUAUAAUUGAAUAGGUCCUUUUUUUGUUUCAUAUGAAGCAGAUUCAUUGCAAUUAACAAAAGAAAAACGAAGAAAUUACGAUAUCUUAGAACAAAUAAUCGAACAUCUGUUGAUCGACGACGGAGCGAAUGUUUUAGGUGCUAUGGCUAUUGAGCGCAAUAUUUUUUUCGACUCUAUCGAAUCUGAUCUAACUGGCUUCAGCUCUUAUUCGGUCCAAUUUUCUCUUUUAAAUCCACUAUUACAACUAUCCUUAUGUGUUUUUCUUUUAAACGUACCAAAAUCUAAUAACUUAUUACUUGACAUAAACACCGAGCGAAAAAUUCAGUGUGAUUAUGACAACAAGAUAUUCAACAUAUUUACAUUUAAAAAAAGCUAUAUGGCAAAUAGAACAAAAGCAAAAAAAUGACAACAAAUCGACGAUGUAAUUGAAAAGUGUAAAAUGUUUUGCUUAAGUGAGUUGGUUGUCAGAGAAAAAGAGUAUUUGUCGUUUUUAGAUGAGUUGACCUUGAUUCAACUCAAUAUAUUAAAAAAUGAAUAAAUUAGGCCGAAUUUCAUAGGGAUCGAAAACGUGACGUUCGUUUUCCAAGAAAAAAAAUGGGGCAGUAAAUACGUAUGUUAUAAAAAAAUAAAUAAAUUCAACUAUCACGAAUCACUCACAAACCACUAGCAAAAAAAAAAUGAAAAAAUUAAAUAGAAUAUAUAAUAUUUAUGCAUAUAUUUAAAACAAAACGAUGAUUUCUUUUAAAGAUGUUAGAAACUGAAACUAUGUGAAAUAAUUGAAAUAUGUGGAAAUGACCAACCAGCUAAAUGAAAUUUUAUGACAAUUUAAAUAAUAUUUUAAUAUGGCCGGUUGUCCAUGCAUUUCCACAUAUUUUAUUUGAAGUAAACUAAAAAAAAACAUGUCGACAAACAAUUUACAACAAUUAUGUAAUAAAAAAAGAGAUUAGAAACAUAAAAAAAUUUGUGAAAAAUUGUUGACCACUAAAAUGGAAACAAUUUACCAAAAGAAAAUCGAACGAUCGACAAGUGAAGAAGAGAUGAGAACUGAAUUUAUUUCCAUUUCAGAAAACCAAAAAAAAAAGAAUGCAAACUAAAAC